Molecule: messenger RNA, 678 nt
Organism: Helianthus annuus (common sunflower)
Lineage: Eukaryota; Viridiplantae; Streptophyta; Magnoliopsida; Asterales; Asteraceae
Product: leucine-rich repeat extensin-like protein 3
Exons: 1
Coding region: 1-678 (225 amino acids)
Source: RefSeq, a predicted model, not a curated record
AUGGCUACGCAUGAUUGGUUCUUUACCCCGUCUUAUCAUAACUCUCUGGCCCAGCCGCCUUUGGAUGAUCCCCAACUUCAAGCUGUUACACCACCACCACUUCCAGUAGAGGAGCCACCACAGCAACCUCCGCCACCUCCCGAACCUCAGAGGCGAAGGAGGAACGCUCGUAUGUCUGUCCGAGGAGGACCCCGUUUUAGUUCUCCUCGUGGUUCAAGUUCCUAUCCCGUUAUUCCUGAGGACCCCCAACUAGGUGGGCCCUCAAACGCGGAACCGGAGGAUAAUCCUCCGCAAGCUUCAUAUGCACCAUCUCAGCCGCCUAUGGGUUUUAACAACCCCAUUCCGACAUACCCAGGUUCAACCGGGUAUAAUCCUUAUGUAGACCCGUCGGAAUAUCCAGUGGACUAUGGAACUCAUGACCCAUACCUUUCAGCUGCUCAGUACCAUCAUCUUUAUCCUUCCACUUACCCUUCUAUGCUUCCAACGGACUACCCAAUUCAGGGUUAUCAAUACCCUCCGCACCAACCACCUCCUUCUCAGCAAUUGCAGCGACAACAACAAACGCAGGAGAUCUUAGAAAGGUUGGAGAAGGUUGAGAAGAAAACUAAGAAAAACAAGGAAAGCCACACGAGCUUCAUGAAAGGACUCGCCAACCUCAUCAAGGGAAAGAAGAAAUAG